UGUGUGGAGUGCCAUGAGAUUCAAGCGGUGAGUGCUCUGUUGGUUUACUUCGAGGAUUUUGCGCAGAAUUAUAACUAAUUAACAAAUAAUUAUAGGCCUAUAUGGUAACCGCGGGAAAAAGAACUGCACGUGGUUGUGGAUGUAACUGUUGCACUUUAAAUACAGACAUGAACCACUGAACUGAGACAGACAAAGGACUGCAAUAAGCUCACGUGACGAGCUCUAUUCUCCCACCACCAAAAGAUCUCCACCAUGACACCCAAAUGGCUGGUGGUAUUUGUCCUUUUUCUACACUCUGGGACUACCAAUACAUUCCCCAUGGCCCCGACCAAGCUCCCCCCUGAGACAGGCACCUACAGGGUCACAGACACCAGCCUGACUCAUCUCACAGUGCACAGCCGGACGGGAGAGGUCUAUGUGGGAGCAGUGAACCGCGUCUUCAAGCUGUCUGCCAACCUAACAGAGCUGCGUUCACACAUGACUGGCCCCGUGGAUGACAACGCCAAAUGUUACCCCCCUCCCAGCGUCCGAGCCUGUGCACACAAACUGGAGUCCUCUGACAACGUCAACAAGUUGCUGCUGGUUGACUACGCUGGCAACCGCCUGGUAGCAUGUGGAAGCAUCUGGCAGGGUGUGUGUCAGUUCCUGCGACUGGAGGACCUCUUCAAGCUGGGAGAGCCCCAUCACCGCAAGGAGCACUACCUCUCUGGAGCCAGGGAGGCUGACGGCAUGGCAGGAGUGGUGGUUGACAGUACAGAAGGGAAGUGGAAGAAUGAGAAGAAGGGGGGCAGCCGGCUGUUCAUUGGGGCAGCCAUAGAUGGCAAGUCAGAGUAUUUCCCUACCCUGUCCAGCCGUAAACUGGUCACUGAUGAAGAGAGUGUUAACAUGUUCAGUCUGGUCUACCAGGACGAGUUUGUGUCAUCACAAAUCAAGAUACCCUCCGAUACCCUGUCCCUCUACCCGGCGUUUGACAUCUACUACGUGUAUGGAUUCUCCAGCCGUACCUACAUCUAUUUCCUGACGUUGCAGCUGGACACACAGCUCACCCAGAUGGAUGCCACCGGUGAAAAGUUCUUCACCUCCAAGAUAGUGCGGAUGUGUUCCAACGACACCGAGUUCUAUUCUUACGUGGAGUUCCCCCUGGGCUGCACCAAGGAUGGGGUGGAGUACCGGCUGGUUCAGUCCGCCUACAAGCACCGUCCAGGUCGGAUGCUGGCCCAGGCCUUGGGGCUGUCUGAGGACGAGGAUGUGCUGUUUGUCGUGUUCUCCCAGGGCCAGAAGAACCGGGCCAACCCGCCUCGGGAAACAGUCCUGUGUCUCUUUACCCUGCAUCAGAUCAACCUGGCUAUGAGGGAGAGGAUCAAGUCAUGUUACCGUGGGGAGGGCAAGCUGUCCCUGCCCUGGCUGCUCAACAAGGAGCUCCCCUGCAUCAACACGCCAAAGCAGAUUGGUGAUGACUUCUGUGGGCUGGUGUUGAACCAACCUCUUGGGGGUCUGCGGGUGAUAGAAGGGACCCCUCUCUAUGACGACGGCGUGGACGGUAUGGGAGCGGUAACAGCCUACACCUAUGGAGAUCACUCAGUGGUGUUUGUGGGAACCCGAAGUGGACGCCUCAAAAAGAUCCGAGUAGAUGGCAUACCUCCCCCGUCCCAGAGUGCUUUGCUGUAUGAGACUGUUACAGUGGAUGAAGGGAAACCUAUUCUGCGUGACAUGGUCUUCAGCCCUGACUACCAAUACAUCUACAUGCUAAGUGACAAACAGGUGAGCCGGUUACCUGUGGAGAGCUGUGGCCAGUACACCACCUGUAAAACCUGUCUGGGCUCUGGAGACCCCCACUGUGGAUGGUGUGUACUUCACAACAAGUGUUCCAGACAGGAGGCCUGUGAGAAGUGGGCCGAGCCGCAGCAUUUCAACACAGAGCUAGAUCACUGUGUGGACAUUAGUGUCACACCUAACAACAUAUCUGUGACCUCUACGUCCACUCAGCUGAGUGUGAGAGUGAUCAACGUGCCCAGCCUGUCAGCCGGGGUGACAUGUGUGUUUGAGGAGCUGACAGAGAGCCCAGGGGAGGUACUGGCCAAGGGGCAGGUCCUCUGUAUGUCCCCCUCCCUCAGAGAUGUCCCCUCCCUCACACAGGGAUACGGGGACAAGAGAGUGCUAAAGCUUUCCCUGAAGUCCAAGGAGACAGGGCACAAAUUCAUCACCACUGACUUCAUCUACUACAACUGCAGCGUGCUCCAGUCGUGCACCUCAUGCGUGAGCAGCCCCUUCCCCUGCAACUGGUGUAAAUACCGCCACAUCUGCACCAACAACCUGGCAGAGUGCUCCUUCCAGGAGGGACGCGUCAGCAGCGUGGAGGGCUGUCCCCAGAUCCUGCCCACCAGUGACAUUCUGGUACCUGCAGGGAUCAUUCGUCCAAUCACGCUGCGAGCCCGGAACCUUCCUCAGCCCCAGUCUGGACAGAAGAACUAUGAGUGUGUGUUCAACAUCCAGGGCAAGAUGCAACGCAUCCCAGCUGUACGCUUCAACAGCUCCUGUAUCCAGUGCCAGAACACCUCUUACUGGUAUGAUGGGGACGAGACGGGAGACCUGCCUGUUGACUUCUCUAUCGUCUGGGAUGGAGACUUCUUCAUCGACAAGCCUCCCACCAUGAGAGCCCUGCUAUAUAAGUGCGAGGCCCAGAGGGACAGCUGUGGCCUAUGUCUGAAGGCCAGCACAGCGUUUGAGUGUGGCUGGUGCCUGGACAACAAGAAGUGUCUCCUGAGGCAGCACUGCCAGACGCCGGAACAGAACUGGAUGUACCAUGGCAGGCACAACGUCCGCUGCAGCCACCCCCGCAUCACCAAGAUCCGCCCGCUGACAGGGCCCAAAGAGGGGGGCACGCGAGUGACAAUCGAGGGCGAGAAUCUUGGGCUGCAGGUGCGUGAGAUUGCCCACGUUCAGGUGGCUGGGGUUCGCUGUAACCCUGUGCCCUCCGAGUACAUCAGCGCUGAGAGGAUUGUGUGUGACAUGGCCGAAGCACUGCUGCCCCACUCUCCAGGCGGUCCGGUGGAGCUGUGUAUCGGGGUGUGCAGUGCAGAGUACCGCACCCAAUCCUCCCAGACUUACUCCUUCGUGACCCCCAGCUUCAACCAUGUGCGCCCGGAGAAGGGCCCCGUGUCCGGGGGGACCCGGCUGACAAUAUCAGGCCAUCAUCUGGACGCUGGUAGCACCGUCACUGUGUUCAUCGCCCAGGAGGAGUGUCUGUUUGUUAAGAGGACCAACAGGGACAUUGUGUGUGUGACACCGUCGUCCCUGUCUGGCUCAGGGCCUGCGUCAAUCAAAUUGUUAAUCGACAAAGCUGAGGUCACCAGCAGUGACACACACUACAUCUACACAGAGGACCCCACCAUCUCCAGCAUCGAGCCCAACUGGAGUAUAGUGAAUGGUAGCACCUUGAUCACCGUCACAGGUACCAACCUGCUCACCAUCCAGGAGCCCAAAGUCCGUGCCAAGUAUGCAGGAAUACAGACUACUAAUGUGUGCACUGUGGUGAAUGACUCUGUGAUGACCUGUCUGGCCCCGGGUAUCAUUUACACCAAGCACCAAGCCCCAGAGUCAGGCCUGCACCCCGACGAGUACGGCUUCAUCCUGGAUCACGUGGCUGCGCUGCUCGUCCUCAACGGGACACCUUUCACCUACUACCCCAACCCCACCUUCGAAACACUAGGGAACUCUGGGAUAAUGGAGGUCAAGCCCGGCUCUCCCAUUAUCCUCAAAGGCAAGAAUUUGAUUCCCCCUGCUCCGGGCAACACCCGGCUGAACUACAGCGUGAUGAUUGGUGAAACGCCCUGUCUGUUAACUGUCUCGGAGUCUCAGCUGCUCUGUGAUUCGCCAGACCUGACCGGGGAGCAGAGAGUUGUGAUCGUGGUGGGUGGUUUGGAGUACUCCCCAGGAACACUACACAUCUACUCCGACAGCACCCUUACCUUACCGGCCAUCAUCGGGAUCGGAGCGGGAGGAGGGGUGCUUCUCAUCGCCAUCAUCGCCGUGCUCAUCGCCUACAAGAGGAAGACCCGGGAUGCUGACCGCACCCUGAAACGCUUGCAGCUGCAGAUGGACAACCUGGAGUCCAGAGUGGCCCUGGAGUGUAAAGAAGCAUUCGCUGAGCUACAGACAGACAUCCAGGAGCUGACCAAUGACAUGGACGGAGUGAAGAUCCCCUUCCUGGAGUACCGCACCUACACCAUGAGAGUCAUGUUCCCCGGCAUCGAGGAGCACCCCGUCCUCAAGGAGCUGGAUUCCCCGGCCAAUGUGGAGAAAGCCCUGCGUCUGUUCAGCCAGCUGCUGCACAGUAAGAUGUUUCUGCUGACCUUCAUCCAUACCCUGGAGGCCCAGAGGUCCUUCUCCAUGCGGGACCGAGGAAAUGUGGCCUCUCUGCUCAUGGCCGCUCUGCAGGGCCGCAUGGAGUACGCCACCAUGGUACUUAAACAGUUGCUGGCUGACCUCAUAGAGAAGAACCUGGAGAACCGCAACCAUCCUAAACUGCUGCUCCGACGGACGGAGUCGGUGGCUGAGAAGAUGCUCACCAACUGGUUUACGUUCCUGCUGCAUCGCUUCCUCAAGGAGUGUGCUGGGGAGCCUCUGUUCAUGCUGUUCUGUGCCAUCAAGCAGCAGAUGGAGAAGGGGCCUAUAGACGCCAUCACAGGAGAGGCGCGCUACUCCCUCAGUGAGGACAAGCUCAUCCGCCAGCAGAUUGACUACAAACAGCUGACUCUGAUGUGUAUCCCUCCGGAGGGAGAGGCAGGCACGGAGGUCCCGGUGAAGGUGCUGAACUGUGACACGGUCACUCAGGUGAAGGACAAGCUGCUGGACGCUGUGUACAAGGGCAUCUCCUACUCCCAGAGACCCCAGGCUGAUGAUAUGGACCUUGAGUGGCGACAAGGAAGACUGACUAGAAUUAUCCUUCAAGAUGAGGACGUCACCACAAAGAUUGAGAGUGACUGGAAGAGGCUCAACACCCUGGCCCACUACCAGGUGGCAGAUGGGUCUUUGGUAGCCCUGGUCCAGAAGCAGGUCUCUGCCUAUAACAUCGCCAACUCUUUUACAUUCACCCGCUCUCUGAGCCGUUAUGAGAGUCUCCUGAGGACGUCCAGCAGCCCAGACAGCCUGCGCUCCCGGGCCCCCAUGAUCACCCCUGACCAGGAGACUGGCACCAAGCUUUGGCACCUGGUCAAGAAUCACGAGCAUGCUGACCAACGGGAGGGCGACCGCGGCAGCAAGAUGGUGUCUGAGAUCUAUCUCACCCGCCUACUGGCCACCAAGGGAACUCUGCAGAAGUUUGUGGAUGACCUUUUUGAGACGGUGUUCAGCACGGCCCACCGCGGGAGUGCCCUCCCUCUGGCCAUCAAGUACAUGUUUGACUUCCUGGACGAGCAGGCCGAUAAGAGGCAGAUCACUGACCCUGAUGUCCGCCACACCUGGAAGAGCAACUGUCUGCCUCUGCGGUUCUGGGUAAACGUGAUCAAGAACCCCCAGUUUGUGUUUGACAUCCAUAAGAGCAGCAUCACAGACGCCUGUCUGUCUGUGGUGGCCCAGACCUUCAUGGACUCCUGCUCCACCUCCGAACACCGUCUGGGCAAGGACUCUCCCUCCAACAAGCUGCUGUACGCUAAAGACAUCCCCAACUACAAGAGCUGGGUGGAGAGGUACUACAGAGAUAUCAGUAAGAUGCCUACCAUCAGUGACCAGGACAUGGAGGCCUAUCUGGUGGAGCAGUCUCGUCUCCAUGGCACCGAGUUCAACACUCUCAGUGCUCUCAGUGAGCUCUACUUCUACAUCAACAAGUACAAAGAGGAGAUUUUGACCGCACUAGACAGGGAUGGGUACUGCCGCAAACACAAGCUGCGACACAAACUGGAACAAGCCAUUAACCUGAUGUCGGGCAGCAGCUGA
Molecule: messenger RNA, 5934 nt
Organism: Salvelinus namaycush (lake trout)
Lineage: Eukaryota; Metazoa; Chordata; Actinopteri; Salmoniformes; Salmonidae
Product: plexin A3-like
Exons: 32
Coding region: 253-5934 (1893 amino acids)
Biological process (GO): regulation of cell migration; regulation of GTPase activity; positive regulation of axonogenesis
Cellular component (GO): semaphorin receptor complex
Molecular function (GO): protein binding; semaphorin receptor activity
Source: RefSeq, a predicted model, not a curated record